AGGUUCUGGGUUAGAAUGGCAUUCUCGUCUGGUGAUAGGUGGAUCGAAGUGACGGGAACCGGAAGACUGGAGAGGGCUGGAGCUGCGGUCUUAAAAGGUCUUGGAAAAGUGCGAGAAAUCCUGGGCCAGUGGGUGGCGGAGUCAGGAGUGAAAAGGACUGGACCGAGAAGUAGCGGGCCCCGCCCACGACCGCGCCCCGCCCCGCCCCUGGGUGGCCCCGCCCCCGCCCCGCCCCGCGGCGCAUUGUGGGAUCUGUCUUGCCGCCGGGUGCUGGAGGACACGCGCUUGGUCAUGGGGAUACAUCCGAGCUCAAUCCUGCUGGCCUCGCUGGGGGUGGGGGUGCUUACUCUGCUCGGCGUGGCUGUGGGCACUUACUUGGUGCGAAGGUCCCGCCGGCCACUGGUCACUCUUCUGGACCCCAACGAAAAGUACCUGCUGCGACUCCUGGACAAGACGACUGUGAGCCACAACACCAAGAGGUUCCGCUUUGCCCUGCCCACCGCCCACCACGUUCUGGGGCUGCCUGUGGGCAAACAUGUCUACCUCUCUGCCCGAAUUGAUGGCAGCUUGGUCAUCCGGCCAUACACUCCUGUCACCAGUGAUGAGGACCGAGGCUACGUGGAUCUUGUUGUCAAGGUCUACCUGAAGGGUGUGCACCCCAAGUUUCCUGAGGGAGGGAAGAUGUCUCAGUACCUGGAUAGCCUGAAGACUGGGGACGUGGUGGAGUUCCGGGGCCCGAGCGGGUUGCUCACUUACACUGGGAAAGGGAAUUUUAACAUUCAGCCCAACAAGAAAUCUCCACCAGAGCCCCGAGUGGCAAAGAAACUGGGAAUGAUUGCUGGAGGGACAGGAAUAACCCCAAUGCUACAGCUGAUCCGGGCCAUCCUGAAAGUCCCUGAAGAUCCAACCCAGUGCUUUCUGCUUUUUGCCAACCAGACUGAACAGGACAUAAUCCUGCGGGAGGACUUGGAGGAACUGCAGGCCCAAUAUCCCAGUCGCUUUAAGCUCUGGUUCACGCUGGACCAUCCCCCAGCAGGUUGGGCCUACAGCAAGGGCUUUGUGACUGCUGACAUGAUCCGGGAGCACCUGCCUGCCCCAGGGGAUGAUGUGCUGGUGCUGCUCUGCGGGCCACCCCCAAUGGUACAGCUGGCCUGCCAUCCCAACCUGGACAAACUGGGCUACUCACAAAAGAUGCGAUUUACCUACUGAGCGUCCCCUAGUCCCCUGGACCCGUGUCUGCAACUAUCCUCCAGUGCUCAAAUACUAUGAGCUAUAGAUUCCUUUCCUGAAAGGUCCGUUUCGCAAUUUGCUCAGGAGCUAACAGUGGCCAGCACUCUGAAGUCACAGAAAAGGGCCAAGACUGAGGCGUUCCCGGCAAGGCCCCACAUCUCCCUGUGGUGAAGGGCCCAGGUGAAGCCCAUGGAGAAGUGUCCCCCCUGGGGUCAGAGAGAAGGGAGCAUGCACGUUUGUUCUAAGUCUGGCUCAUUCCUUGAUAGUAUCACACUUGACCUCCUUUGUGUCUGUAAUGAAAGGAAUGCAGAGUUUUACUUAAUAGUCAGUAUUUAACCCACAGGCAAAUUCUGUUUAUGUGACUGCAAGUUGAGUGGACCUACAGAGGUAGUUUUAUAGAGAUAUGAAAUUGUUUCUUCAGAACUCCAGACCACAGAGAAAGGAGUCUGAAAUAUAUUUUCAUGCGUCUCUCUCUCUUGGCUGCUGCCCAGAUUAGAGGGAAAGGGCUACCCACAACCUAAAACUGCUGCUCAUACCAGGAACCUCUGGCUAUUCAAAUAAAUGGGGCUGAGGCCCCAGUGUGAUACCUAA
Chinchilla lanigera (long-tailed chinchilla) is the source of this 1821-nucleotide messenger RNA. Its product is annotated as NADH-cytochrome b5 reductase 1. The record is from RefSeq and is a predicted model, not a curated record. Lineage: Eukaryota; Metazoa; Chordata; Mammalia; Rodentia; Chinchillidae. The coding region runs from base 16 to 1209 and encodes 397 amino acids. Gene Ontology annotation, cellular component: mitochondrion. The transcript has 9 exons. Gene Ontology annotation, molecular function: FAD binding; oxidoreductase activity.